ACAGGAAAGGCAGCAGACACCUGCAGUCUUGUUGCCAUUUAGCCAGGCAGUAGUUUUCUCAUUGGCACACAUGUCAGCCAGAAGUCAAAUUUAAUUUCUUGCGAAUCAGCAGAAGGAGCUUCAGUCAGUUUCUAGUAUCAAUUCAUCUGAGAUGGAUGGAUAUCGGGGCAGGCCAUCGCGGCGACUACCACCAAAGAGCUAUCAGGAGGAGGUGGUCGUCAGUGACGAUGACAUUCGCGCUGACCCGUACGACUUUCAGGAUGAGGAUCAGGAGCACGCUCAGCUGCAAAGAGCUAUGGAUAUCAGUCGCAAGACGUAUUCCGACAGUCAGAAUGAUGACGAAGAGUCUCAACUUCAGCAAGCACUGGAGAUGAGCAAGCGAGAUACAAUCGUGAAUGCGGCCGAGUCCAGACUUCCGCACAAUUCCUCAACGUUAUCCACUGGGUGGAUGGGGAAAUCGCCGACAGGAGCAGAUGCGCCUCAGGCCAAAGUACCUGCCGCGAAAGUGUUACGUCGGCAGAAGCUUCAGCGAAGCGCUGCUGCAUUGUCCAGCACAUCAGGUAAUUGCAGACAAGACACUGCUAGAAACCAUAAGCCACCGGUUUUGGGUGUCGUAUCACCAGUAGUUGCUGCUGCUGCUGUACCAGGUAUUGUACCAACGUUAAGCGUUUCUGAUGACGAUGAUGAUGAGCAGGAGGAGGUGGCGAGGGCGGAGGUAAGCAGAGGCGAGAGCACUGCCCACUCCUCAAGCUCCUCACCCAUCGGUGAUUUCCGCUCCCAGGUUGCUGCGCACUCUGGUGCAUACCAACUACCAAGAAAAGUUGCUUUAGUGCGUGGACGGACGCCGCUGAAGCGUCCUGCAUCUGGUCUGCCUGCAACUUCUCCCGCAACGCUGGAAGCAGAUUCCGACGAGUUAACACCACGGAUUCUACCGGACAGUGAUGAUGGCACUGACAGCACAGUAAGCGGUCAACUUACACCGCAUGUCAGCUCACCAUUACAGCAGAGGGAUUUGUCGCCAUUCGAGCCGGACAAUUCCGACAGUAUGGUUCGGCCACCAGUGAAAACGCUCGCCCUCUCCACAGAGAACUUGACCACUUCGAUCUCGCCGCCGCGCCUACCUGUGAAUAGCGCAAGCAGCUCCAGCGUCCCGGGGAAAAGUCAGCGGCAGAGAAAGAAGACCUCGCGUAACACCACGGGCCAGUCUACUGGUCGCAAUGGUGGAGAGGGUACUACUCAGUGCUUUGUCAAGUGUAUUCCACGCCAUCUUUAUACUCAGCCGGCUGAAUGUGCAGAGAAGCAGCCUACUUGGCUGCUCAACUAUAUACCAAAGAUAGAAACUAAACACUCUACAGAGGAACCACCCAAGGCUGGUGGCGAUGUCUUCCGGUAUCAGUACGGUGUCGUGCCGAGCUCAGUGCCCACGUGUAUUGCCGCCAGCGUGCUGCGCGGCAGGCUCUUCUGUCCCGAGCCAGGACCGGAGGUGUGCGAUGACGUGUGCCGGCAGCUAGCCAUGUGUCCGGAGCGCUUGGACGCCGACCUGCGUCGCCGGCGUCGUCAUCUCACCACUCAGCUGCUGAUCAGGCUGCACGAGUGGCAGCGCUGCUAUGUGCAGAGCGUGCAACCGCUUCUCAAUGACUUUGCACCCGUUGCAGACCCGCCCGGCUUCGUUGCACCCAGCACGGGGAAAGCAGCAGUGCCACUGCCUCUGCCAUCAUCCAAGUCCUCUCCGAAGUCACCCAAGGUGUCGCCCUACACGUUCAAGCAGGACUCCUCUCGCAAGCUGGGAACCGAAGCAUCUCGCGAGGCCUGGAGUCAAGUGCUUCCAUCAUCGGGAGCGGUUCCGUCAGGUCCGUCGAAAUCCAGGUCCACAACCACUUCAUCAUCAUCCCAGUCACAGAAACACAUUUCCUUCUCGCCAAGCAACGCCUCACUGUCCACGAAUCGUCGGGUCUUGUCCAAAAAACCGAACAAGAACCAGGCCUCCAAUGACACUGGGAGUAUCAAAAAGUUCAUGACUGAAGAGGCCACUACGUCAGCACCUACAUUAGCAACUACAUCAGCACCUGCUCUAAAGCGGAACCACUCACCUGAGGUCCGUCCUCUGGGGAGUUCUGAUGAGGACGAAGUCAUCGGUCUCUAUCGUCCAGCGGCAAAACGGAAAUCUUUCUCCACGGCCAAUGUUCAUGCGCGAGCCCCCGAGCACGGCCACCGGAGUAAUGCUGCCUCUCCUACAGCACACCAUGACACGGCUUUGAGCAGGCAUAGUACUACACCUGGCACUACGCCUGUCACUACACCUGUCAGUAAGCGCAAGCAGGCAGCAAGUAGCUCCAGUCCUGCUCCUGCCAAGCGCCACCGUCCAUCAUCACCCAUGUCUCGUGCCGAUGCGGCUACUAUUGCUAGGUUAGCAGCAGGUGGAAGUAGCCCCGGUGUCAAUUGUCCAAGUCGCCGCCAGUGUACUACACCAAAGUUACAAAUGACGGCGGGGUUGUCCUCUCAAUACGAAGGUCUGUUUGAUGAUGAAACAGGGCAAGAAUCACCAGAUGUUGGUGAGACACUAGCUGAGGAAGACCUGACAGAAGCUGAAAGCAUCGAGUAUCCUCCUUCCACGAAGACUGUCAUUAGUCAGGAUGUGGAGUGUCCCAUGUGCCAUGGACAGUUUCCAAAGUCGGAAGUCGAGGCCCAUGCCUCGGAAUGUAAUGGGAUAGAUCCAAGACAGAAACCUAAGCGUUCUGUCUCAUCCUUUCGCAGACGCCUCGAUUCAGAUGAUGACGACUUUGCCGGCAACGGCAAGAAUUACUCACAGUUUGGUGCUGCCCAUGAUAGUUCGAGUCCUGGCCAGAAUCGCCGAAAAUUCUACUCACGCCGGCUAACAGACGAUGGUUGAGACCACGACAUCCCACCCAGUGGGUGCACACGCGUGUGUCAGGUUCCAUCCUCACGAACACCAGCUUUCUUGUGCGUAGAUAACCCCUGUGGUAGAAUGCCUAGUCUCCCCCUCUAACACUGCUUUGUUAUGCAGUUCCCUGGAUGCAGAUGCCCUGUUGCUGUGGGAUGAGCCAAUUAUCCGUACACAUAGCGGUCGCUGCUUCUGCUGUUCUUCUCUUCAUCGCGGGCUUGUUCUCGGCUGACCUAAUACUCUCCUCACUGCUGUCUUGUUCUCGGCUGACCUAAGCCUCUCCUCACUGCUGUCUUGUUCCCAGCUGACCUAAGCCUCUCCUUACUGCUGUCUUGUUCUCAGCUGACCUAAGGUUCUCCUUACUGCUAUCUUGUUCCCAGCUGACCUAAGCUUCUCCUCACUGCUAUCUUGUGCCCAGCUGACCUAAGGUUCUCCUCACUGCUAUCUUGUUCCCAGCUGACCUAAGCUUCUUCUCACUGCUAUCUUGUUCCCAGCUGACCUGAGGUUCUCCUCACUGCUGCCUUGUUCCCAGCUGACCUAUUAUUAUAAAGCUUCUCCUCGUUGCUACCGUCUUGUUCUCGUCUGACGUAACUCUUCCAGCAGCUGUUCAUCAGCUAUGAAUUGGUUUACUUAUUCUUCUCUCAACACAUUCAGUUUGGAUUUUUUCUGCCCAACCUCUUUUUUGAAGUGUACACCACGCGUUGGCUCGGUCUCUCUCCGUGAUGAUUUCACUCGGUCUCUCUCCGUGAUGAUUUCACUCGGUCUCUCUCCGUGAUGAUUUCACUCUGCGCCAGUGUUGUUUGCCAAUACUAGUAGCAGUAGUAGGCCUGAACCUUUGUGUUUCGAAAAGAGCAAAUGGCUGCAAGAGAAAUAGCUACAACGUGCAGUUCUUAUCUGCAUACGCCAGUAUUCCUUUUCGAUGUUUUUGAGUUUUGUAUUUGUCGCUGUUGUUGUACAGACAUACUGCUAUAACGUUAUUAUGAGAUUACUCUUUCUUUUAUCUUUAAAAAAAAACGGAAUAGUUUUUUUCUUCUUCAUGCAACUCCACCUUUUUUUUUAUAGAUUUCUGGAGUACCAUAUGCUGAGAGAAUGUCAAUGUACAACCAAGAAAAGACGAUCACUCCAGCAA
This is a messenger RNA of Sycon ciliatum, 4031 nucleotides long. RefSeq names its product mucin-5AC-like. Bases 152 to 2890 code for a protein of 912 amino acids. The transcript has 12 exons. Lineage: Eukaryota; Metazoa; Porifera; Calcarea; Leucosolenida; Sycettidae. The record is from RefSeq and is a predicted model, not a curated record.